Anarrhichthys ocellatus (wolf-eel) is the source of this 2671-nucleotide messenger RNA. It is a transcript of the gene fbxo25, whose product is annotated as F-box protein 25. Gene Ontology annotation, biological process: protein ubiquitination. NCBI's taxonomy places the organism in Eukaryota, Metazoa, Chordata, Actinopteri, Perciformes, Anarhichadidae. The transcript is spliced from 10 exons. Bases 748 to 1842 code for a protein of 364 amino acids. Gene Ontology annotation, cellular component: SCF ubiquitin ligase complex; cytoplasm; nucleus. Gene Ontology annotation, molecular function: protein binding. The record is from RefSeq and is a predicted model, not a curated record.
AGAGACAAGAAGCAGGAACAGAAAGAGACGGUACAACAAACGAGUCGCUAAAGGUUUGUUUUGCAGACAGUCCCGAUGCUGUUAUAGUGCAGUUCAUAUUCUUUAUUCUCGUCCUGUCGGGAUUACAUGCGUUGAACCGACUGACAGCUUCUCUUGUUUUCAUUUUUUUACUGUUGAUCGCUAAAACGACGUUGACAGUGUUUGCUGUUGUGUUUUUCCAAAAUGCUUUAGUGAAAUGCGUCAUAGUCGUUGUCAAGGGGGUGUUUUUAAAGCAAUUUGGCUCACUUUGCAUCCGUGUAUUUACCUGUAAUAUCGCGUUAUUCUUAAUAAAUCUAAUGGCCCUCUUGUUUAUUUAGCAGCUGUUGUCAGACAACCUGAUAAGAACCCACUGUUGUGGACUACAGACUGAAUCUACGGCAGCAAAGAAAGGCCAUAUUAGCUGGUUUUCUUGUCCUAAUUGAACCACCACUGAACACUUAUUGUGGAAAUUUAAAUAUCACAGUAUUUAUAACAAUGCAAUGUAUUUAUAACAUGUGUUUUGCAUUCUUCUCUUUGAAAUACCCAGACGGUCAUUUCAAGUGGUGCAAUUUCAAAAACUUGGAUAAAAUUGUCCCCGGUUCCCAGUCGCUCAUUUCUACUUAUUUUUCUUGGAUCAAAUGUCUGACAGAAUAUAAUUUGACCCUCCAGGUGUUUUAGGUUGCAGCGACCCUCUCUGCUCAGAGUCCCCCCCCCCCCCCCACAGCUAAAAUGCCUUUCUUGGGCAAAGACUGGAGGUCGCCAGGAUGGAGCUGGACAAAGACGGAGCACGGCUGGAAGAGGAUUUUCCUCUAUGGACACGAGUUGGAAGAUAACAGAGAAAUAGACUUGAAAGGGCUCUGCAAUGACAACAAUAAGAAUCUGUUUGUUGGAGAUGUGUGUGAGCUCGCCACCACGAAGAGGAAAAAGGACCUCUACAACAAUAACACCAAAUCUCAGUUUAUUUUCGUGGAUAAAUGGAUCUGCGUGCACAACAGGAGCACAAAAGAACGACAUGUGUACUCCACGCUUGGUGAAGCCCUCAACCGUCUAGACUUUUCCAGUGCCAUUCAGGACUUGAGAAGAUUCAACUAUGUUGCAAAACUUUUCCAGUUAAUAGCCAGGUCUCAGCUGACCUCUUUGAGUGGAGCUGCACAGAAAAACUAUUUCAACAUACUGGAGAAGAUUGUACGAAAGGUUCUAGACGACCACUACAACCCGCGCCUUGUCAAGGAUUUGCUGCAGGACCUGAGCUUGACGCUGCACAAUCUGACGAUCCAUUUUGGCAGGUGUGUCCUCGUGGGCAACGUCAACAUCUGGUUGUGCCGACUGGAGACCAUUCACAAAUGGAAGCAGCAGAUCAACAACCUGCAGAUCCCCGAGCAAAUGUGCAACGGCAUGACGUUCAAGGACUUGCCGCUGCACAUGCAGAACAAGAUUCUCUGCGAGUUAUCUGAUGCCUAUGACAUCAUUAACGUCGGGCAAGCCAUGCCUGCUCUGCACAGCCUCAGUGAGGACAGGAUACUGUGGAGGAAACUCUGCCACUUUCACUUCUCAGACAAACAGUUCUGUAGGAAUUUGGUCCUAUCCAACAGUGAAAAAGUGGACUGGAAGCUGAUGUUCUUCACCCUGAAGAAGCAUUAUCCAAUGAAGGAGCAGUACGGCGACACCUUGCACUUCUGUAAAAACUGUAAAAUCCUCUUCUGGAAGGAUCGCCACCUGGCUUUGUCAUUCAAGGACUGUGGCCAUCCAUGCACUGCCAACGAUCCAGACAGCUGCCUCAUACCCAUUUCUCCACAGCACUUUAUCGACCUCUUCAAGUUCUAAACCCUCCGUGUUGGUCUUCAAGUGAACCGCCGUUUACGCUCACUCCCAAAGCAAGAGUGUGCGAGAGUGUGCGAGACCUUGAGGUUGUUUACCCAAAUAUAAAGGGCUUCAACUGAAAGAGAUUUCUUCAUUUCCUUACGCACAAGUGUUUCCAUAAGACAAAGACAAGUUUGUAGAUUUUAAGAAUGUUGAAAUAUAAAGUACUUUAAUGUUUUUCCUCCUCCUGCACAAAUGUUUGUCUUUUCGACAAAAAAAAAGGCUAUUCAUGAGAGGAACGACAAAAAUAAUAUUUAAAUGUAAUAUGUGAAAGGAUUUAUAUGUAGAAGGAAUUGUAGCAUGUUUAUGCUAGGUAAGUGCUGAUAGGUAAUGUCCAAGAGGUUGUUGUCUUUUUAAUGGAAAAAGGCAGGAAUAUUUACAGUGUGGCAGAAUAGGAUGACUCGUGUUAUUUGUUUGUUUAAUGGGGUUAACUAUUCUGCUUUUUGUUCUGGUCUGUUUUGGUGGUAUUUAAAUAAUAUGGUGGUAUAACUGUCAUGUUUGAGUCUCUGUUUACAUGCUGUAUGUUGUCCUUUGUGAAUUCUUGCUGUUGUCUGUACAUUAAUAAGAGAAAAUCAUUUUUAAAAAAACUCCGUAGGUUUUACAAUCUACUUUAGUCAGAACUGUCAAGUGACAGACAGGAAAUGUUAAACAUUAUUUAUGGGGAAAAAUAGUUUUGUAUCUUUCCUCCAACUUUUGUAAUAAUCCGUUACCGUCUCAAUACUCCUGGUGGAACCAUCGUGACUUUUAUGGGACAUGAACUAGCUAUAAAUAAUUAAACAUUUCUAAAAACCUG